GGCGGGACGGAGAGAAGCCGAACGGACGCGGUGUUCGUGCCGGACGUACAAGCCGCUUGGGUCGUGAGGGUUUUGUUUGUCUCGGAAGAUUCUUCAAGCAAUUACUAUGUCAACCGACACAGAUGUUUCCCUUUCUUCAUAUGAUGAAGAUCAGGGAUCCAAAUUUAUCCGAAAAGCUAAAGAAACACCAUUUGUCCCCAUUGGAAUGGCAGGCUUUGCAGCAAUUGUUGCAUAUGGAUUAUAUAAAUUGAAGAAAAGGGGAGAUACUAAAAUGUCCAUUCAUCUGAUCCACAUGCGUCUGGCAGCCCAAGGCUUUGUUGUGGGAGCAAUGACUGUUGGUAUGGGUUAUUCCAUGUAUCGGGAAUUCUGGGCAAAACCUAAACCUUAGAAGAGGAGAUGCAGUCUUGGUCUUGUUGGAGGAGCUUGCUUUAGUUAGACAUCUCAUUAUUUAGGUUACACAUUUAUGUUGGAAAUAAAUUAUUUGAUUGGGCUCAGACAAUAACAUGGUAUUUUGAAUAUUGGCUUUCUUUCUUGCAGGCUUGAUUUGCCUAAUGACCAAAUUAUUAGUGACUAAUAAUAAUAAUUAACUUAAUAACAAUAGUAACUAACUUGGGCCGGCCCAUGGCUCACUUGGGAGAGUGUGGUGCUGAUAACACCAAGGUCACGGGUUCGGAUCCCUAUCUAGGGAUGGCCAGUUCACUCACUUGGGAGAGUGUGGUGCUGACAACACCAAGCCAAGGGCUUACCAGUCAUCUUUAAAAAAAAAAGUAACUCACUUGGUCAUUAAGGAAAGUCAAGUUAACACAAAAGAAACAGAUCACUUAAAUGUACUUGAUAGUAUUAAAAUAUCUACUUUCUUAAACCUUUUACAAUGAAAUUAUAGUAGUUAUAAAGAUGACAGCAGGCCAACCCCGAAUUACUCCCUGUUUGCUACAGAAUAUCACAUGCUUUGGAUGUUAUGUAUGAGCCCUGUUUACCCCAAUUAAUUUAACUUUUUUCUGCUUGUCUUGGGGACUGGUUGAGUACUUCAGUUUUUAGGACUGGUUCGCUCAAGCAACUCUUUGAAAAAAGUACGUGGAAUGUGACUUGUAAAGCCUCUCACAACUGAAAGUGUGUGUGUAUGAAUGUUUAAACUAAAUCUAGAAAGCUUACAACAGAGCUGCAGAGAAGUAGUAUUUAUUUCAGAAUCACACUUGUAAACAUGAGAAUAACAUAAUUAUGGUUCCAGUUUAACUCUUGUAAUUGCAGAAUUAUAUUUUUGCUGUUAAUGUUAUAUUACAAUAAUUUUUAAAUGUUAUCUUGUAAUAGAAGUAUGUAUUUUAAGUGCCAAUGCAAAGGUAAAUGAACACUUUUUAAAUGUGUGUAGUAUGUUUAUUUUCUCUAUAAGAAUCAUAAAUGUUAAGCUAAACAAAUUACCUAUAAUGGAAGUGAUUAAUGAUUUAUGAGCAAGCUGGUUGGUGAGACAUUAUACACAAACUUUGAUAUACUACAGAGUGCUUUAAUACACUUGUGAAAUUCUCUUGUCUAACCUAAACUUACGUUCCAUGGUCAUGUAUAUUGACCAUGGAACAUGGUAUAUGUAUUGUUAUUAAAAGAAAGUGAAUACAUCAAA
Cynocephalus volans (Philippine flying lemur) is the source of this 1612-nucleotide messenger RNA. RefSeq names its product HIG1 hypoxia inducible domain family member 1A (gene HIGD1A). The record is from RefSeq and is a predicted model, not a curated record. Lineage: Eukaryota; Metazoa; Chordata; Mammalia; Dermoptera; Cynocephalidae. The transcript has 4 exons. The coding region runs from base 107 to 388 and encodes 93 amino acids. Gene Ontology annotation, biological process: mitochondrial respirasome assembly; negative regulation of apoptotic process. Gene Ontology annotation, cellular component: mitochondrion.